This is a messenger RNA of Alosa sapidissima (American shad), 3022 nucleotides long. RefSeq names its product major facilitator superfamily domain-containing protein 8-like. Gene Ontology annotation, biological process: transmembrane transport. Bases 804 to 2291 code for a protein of 495 amino acids. Gene Ontology annotation, molecular function: transmembrane transporter activity. The record is from RefSeq and is a predicted model, not a curated record. The transcript is spliced from 13 exons. NCBI's taxonomy places the organism in Eukaryota, Metazoa, Chordata, Actinopteri, Clupeiformes, Clupeidae.
UUCGGAUAACAGAACAGUGCAUUUUCAUGCACUGUAAUGAAAAAGAACUCAACGUAGGCUACUUGACAAAAGCAAUUGCUUUCCACUUGCUUUGACCACGGGCAUUAAUUAGGCUAGCCUACUCAGUGUGAUCUAAAGGUCUAAUUAGUAGACUAUGGCAUUACUGAUCUUUUUUUGCAUUUGAAAGCUCACUACAGUUUUACAAAUGGGAAAAGUGCUACCAUUUACAUAACAUUAGGCUACUGUCUUCUGUGUUUUUACUAUGCCCUGUAUUUGGUUGCCCAGCAAAAGUUAGAAGCAUGUCAGCAGACAGAAUUGAAUUAACUGAGCAGGGGAAUGUGACAGUGCGUGCGGCGCACGGUCGAAUGAUGAGACUGUAAUAAGAGUCACAGGACGCGCUGGUCAUCAGAUAUUUCCUCCCACUUAUCGGAAUAGUUAACGAUGGAGAAAAUUAUUUUCCAUGAGAACCUUUCAUUAGGCUAUGUAAACUGAAAUCUCAGCCCAACUAAGGAACGUGAACACCGGAAGUGAUCCACUGGUGUAAGCUACGGGAUUUGGAUUUGAGUGAUAGCAGAGCCCGUCUACAGACAUUCUCUGGUGAUAGCAACGCGCCUACCUCUGGCAAAGUCGCCGAGUGGACAGUCGACACACAGGCAGUUUCGACCAAUGACUUGGUUUUCGGUCUGCAGUUUUCAGAUGGCUACCGCGACAUGAUGGGGUUUAACCAGAAAAGGAUGGGAUGAUACAUUUUUAAAAACAACGCAGCGGGAGGUUUUGUUUUUCGUCUCUCAGAUAAUAACAAGAUGGACUAUCGACGAAAGAAGAAACUCACAUAUUUUACAAUAGGAUUAAUCUUCCUUUUCAGUGGAAUUGAAUACGCGGUGAUCUUGCCCACCAUAUGGAGGUACCUGCAGACUCUGGGCGCAGCUCCCUACUUCCUGGGUCUCGGCCUGUCCGCCUUCAGCCUCAGCGGCCUUCUCUCCGGACCGCUCUUUGGCCUGUGGUCCGACCGCACGCGCACCACCAAGAAGAUCAUUCUCAUUGCCAACCUCUUUGAGAUUGUUGGCAACUUCAUGUACUUCAUGGGUUAUUCCAAAUGGCUGUUGCUGGCUAGUCGACUGACCGCAGGCAUUGGCACUGGUGCCGGCUCGUCUAUCUUCGGCUUCCUGACGCGCAGCACUGCUCCAGAGGACCGGUCCACCGUGUUCGCCGCAGUCAUGGCCUGCCGGCAGGCUGGGCUGCUCAUCGGUCCAGCCUUCAACCUCUUCCUGCGGCUCUUUGACUUCCAGCUGGGUCCGUUUGUGGUCAAUAAGUACACUUCACCAGGGCUCUUCAUGUGCUUCAUGUGGAUCCUGCUCCAAGUGGCCGUGAUGCUGAUGUACUGGGACAUCCCACCGCAGGAGGAGUCCAGCCCCAGGGAGGCGAGGGCCGUGGUGGUGGAUGGGGGCGAGGAGGAGAGCGAGGGCGAGGGAUUGGGCGAGGAGGAGAGCGAGGGCGAGGAGGGGAAGCCACUGGUGGCCCACGAAUCUCUGGGCUCCUACGGAACCGUGCCCACAGAGCACAUCACACCGGUGGCCAACGGAACGGUUCCUCACGGCCCGCGGCCGGACUCACCUGAACAGGAACCAGAGCCGGCCGGUGGCAGCCCACUGAAGGCCCUGAGCGCCAGCAGAGAGUUCCUGAAGGAGGAGGUGGUGGUGUUGCUGACCGCUCAGUUCAUCACACUGUUCAAUCAGACUGCGCUUGAGACGAUGGUGACUCCGUUGACCCAGAAGUACUUUAACUUUGGCGAGCUGGAGAACAGCAUCAUGUACUGCGUGUGCGGCGUGGAGGUCAUCCUGGGCUUCUUCUUCGUCCGCUGGCUCAGCAAGAGGGCGGAGGAACGGGUGGUGCUGGCCGUGGGGCUCAUCAUCUGCAACAUCUCCUGCGUCUGGUGCCUCAUCUUCCUGGCCAACCCCGCAGGAAGCCUCCCCUGGCAGCUGGCGGAGUUCAUAGUUGGAGUGUUCCUGCAGGUGCUUGGGCUUCCCUUCGUGGCUGUGGCCCAGGUCUCCCUCUUCUCUAAGGUCACUGCUGAGAAGACACAAGGGUUCAGCCAGGGGGUGCGGCGCUCUGUGGGAGGCCUGGCCACCAUCCUGGGCCCUCUUUGGGCAGGAGGGCUGACCAACAACUUGUACGUGAUGCUGGGCGUGAUGAUGGCCCUGCUGGUCUUGCUCACAAUCAUGAUGUUUAUCUCCUAUGAGAAGCUGGUGGAGCCCCCUGUUGUUGAGCACGCAGACAGCUACGAGGACUGAGCCACUUGCAGAGAACACAGGAAGUGAGUUGAGAACACAGGAAGUUGUGAGUCUGAGGUCUGUCUGGCUAUAUGGCCAGCAUGUGACGGGCUUCAUGGGAUGUGUUCUGGUAUGUUGACCCAAUUGGACCUCUCACACCUCAUCACCUGUACCUUACAGAGUCAUCCCAGAGGACUUGGCCCCAUACACACACACACACACACACAGGUCCAGAACACACUGACCCCAUGGCUGGGUCUCUGUUAUGUUUCCUGUGGAAAUAAAUUGGGGUGGUGAGCCAACAAAAGAAAACUCCCAAAGUGUGCAGUCAGUAGAAGCUGGGAGACAGUUAUUCAGGCAUUGAUGUUAGCUGGUCACUGAAUGUAAUGAUCUAUGGAUCCAGGGAAAUGCAACAGUCCUUGAGUGGCUGUUUUAAACAUGCAGUACCCCUUGUGGACACAAGAGGGUGCUGACGUCCUUCGUAGAGGCUGUAGGUGACCACCUUUUCUGACCUUUUCUCUGCUGUCUGCCGCUGCUCAUCACCUGUCUUCCUGUGUUUCAUCAAAGACUGCUGGCUGCUGGCUCUGUUUUGUUUUGUUUAAUUGUUUUAACUCACUGCUUAUUAUUUCAAUGUGUCAAAAUAACAGAUUUGACUAUAUAGUUAUAGUUGAAUUGGGAAAUAUUCUGAGUAAGCAAUUUCUGUUGCUUGUUUUUAACAAUACUGGAAUUACAUUUUUUGCUUAAGAGCUUAA